Chionomys nivalis (European snow vole) is the source of this 13114-nucleotide messenger RNA. It is a transcript of the gene Ksr2, whose product is annotated as kinase suppressor of ras 2. Gene Ontology annotation, biological process: protein phosphorylation. NCBI's taxonomy places the organism in Eukaryota, Metazoa, Chordata, Mammalia, Rodentia, Cricetidae. The record is from RefSeq and is a predicted model, not a curated record. The transcript has 20 exons. Bases 906 to 3758 code for a protein of 950 amino acids. Gene Ontology annotation, molecular function: ATP binding; protein kinase activity.
GUGCACGCGCCGCCUGCCGCCAGCGGGUCCCAGGCGCGCCCGGGGUGGGGGGACCCGGGGACCGGCUGCGCGCACGGCGCCUGUCGGCGCUGCAUCCCUCGCUCCGCUCUCCACCCCGCCCUGUGAUUGACAGGCAAGAUGUCGGUGUGGAGCGAGGCAGGAGCCUUCACUCCUGGAGCCCAGCGGCGGCAGCAGCAGCGGCGACGUCGGCGGCAGCAGCAGCAGCAGCAGUGUUAUCGCGGGGAGCAGACCGCAGCCAGCCGCAGUGGGCGCCGCAGCCGCGCCAGUCGUGCGCACAGCAUCCUGAGAGUGCGCUGAGCGUGGAGACCCGCGGACCAUGCCGUGUCACCGCGACCGGGAGGGGGGCAGGCGCGCUCCUUUUUGAUAUAAAAUCCAGCCGGCCAAAAAGAUUUAUAUACCUAUAAGUCCGCCCUUCACGGAGCCGGUGUGCGAAGCGUGAGCUCUAUUUCCCUCUGCCUCCUCCUUCCACUCCUCCUCCCCUUCCUCCUCCUCUCCCUCCUCCUCUUUCUCCUCCUCCUAAGUGUACAGACUGCACCCUACCACCUGGUUGGCUUCUGACAAACGGGCAUCUCUCCCUUUUUAGGGACCAGAGACACAGAGAAAGAGAGAGGAGAGAGACAAGGGACAUUCUAAUGCAGACUGCCUGAUACUCCCCCCCCAAAAAUAAUAAUAAAUUUUGGCUCUUGUCCCCUCCUCCAACCCCCACCCCCUCAAGCUUGUGUGAGAUGUUGGGUUUCUUCAGGAGACACUGCUGAGAAGUCGCAGUGGUUGGAGAGGCGUAGGGGGGUGGACUCCCUCUACCUCCACUCCCUCCCUCCCCCUUUUUUCUUUCUGGGAGGAGGUGGAGGAGGAGGAGGAGGGGAAGGGGGGUUGCAGAGCAAGCGAUGGAUGAGGAAAACAUGACGAAAAGCGAAGAACAGCAACCUCUGAGUUUGCAAAAAGCCUUGCAGCAGUGCGAGCUGGUUCAGAACAUGAUAGACCUGAGCAUCUCCAAUCUGGAAGGGCUUAGGACGAAGUGUGCAGCUUCCAACGACCUCACGCAGAAGGAGAUCCGGACCCUGGAGAGCAAGCUGGUCAAGUACUUCAGCAGGCAGCUGUCCUGCAAGAAGAAGGUGGCCCUGCAGGAGCGCAAUGCCGAACUGGACGGCUUCCCCCAGCUCCGCCACUGGUUCCGGAUCGUGGACGUGCGCAAGGAAGUCCUGGAGGAGAUCUCCCCUGACCAGCUGAGCCUGGAGGACCUUCUAGAAAUGACAGAUGAACAGGUGUGUGAGACGGUGGAGAAGUACGGAGCCAACCGUGAGGAGUGUGCCCGGCUCAACGCCUCCCUGUCCUGUCUCAGGAAUGUGCACACAUCAGGAGGGAAUCUCUCCAAACAAGACUGGAUCAUCCAGUGGCCCACCACGGAGCCAGGGCAGGACAACAACCCUGUGUGCCCCCCGGAGCCCAGCUCGUGGAUCCACACUCCCCUCUCCCAGAGCCCCAGGGUCCAGUCCAAAUGUGUCCAGCCCUUCUGUCACAGCAGCCCUACUCCUGGAGCCCCCGUGUAUACCCACGUGGACAGACUCACUGUGGAUGCCUACCAGAGCUUGUGCCCGCCGCCACUUCUGGAAUCAGGCCACCGCUCCUUGCCCCCGUCACCCCGGCAGCGGCACGCAGUUCGCACCCCACCUCGCACCCCCAAUAUCGUCACCACCGUGACCCCUCCUGGCACACCACCCAUGAGGAGAAAAAACAAGCUGAAGCCUCCAGGGACGCCACCACCCUCCUCUCGGAAACUUAUCCAUCUGAUCCCUGGCUUCACGGCGCUGCACAGGAGUAAAUCCCAUGAGUUCCAGCUCGGGAACCGUGUAGAUGAGGCCAACACGCCCAAAGCCAAGAAGAAGAGCAAACCGCUGAACCUCAAGAUCCAUAGUGGCGUGGGAAGCUGUGAGAACAUCCCUGCCCAACAGCGGUCCCCACUCCUGUCCGAGCGCUCCCUGCGGUCCUUCUUCGUGGGCCACGCGCCCUUUCUGCCUUCCACCCCACCCGUCCACACGGAGGUCAAUUUCUCUGCAAACACACUGUCUGUACCACGGUGGUCACCGCAGAUCCCACGCAGAGACCUUGGCAACUCCAUUAAGCACAGGUUUUCCACCAAGUAUUGGAUGUCUCAGACCUGCACCGUCUGCGGGAAAGGGAUGCUUUUUGGCCUCAAGUGUAAAAACUGCAAGUUAAAGUGCCACAACAAAUGUACCAAAGAAGCCCCGCCCUGUCAUCUCCUGAUCAUCCACCGAGGAGACCCAGCAAGGUUAGUGCGAACGGAGUCGGUCCCUUGUGACAUCAACAACCCUGUCCGGAAGCCAGCAAGAUACUCAGAUCUACACAUAAGCCAGACGCUCCCCAAAACCAACAAAAUCAACAAGGACCACAUCCCUGUCCCUUACCAGCCAGACUCCAGCAGCAACCCCUCAUCCACGACGUCCUCCACACCCUCCUCACCAGCACCCCCUCUCCCUCCCAGCGCCACGCCGCCUUCUCCCUUGCAUCCUUCCCCACAGUGCACAAGACAGAAAAAGAACUUCAACCUGCCAGCUUCCCACUACUACAAAUAUAAGCAGCAGUUCAUCUUCCCAGAUGUGGUGCCUGUACCGGAGACGCCCACCCGGGCGCCCCAAGUCAUCCUGCAUCCUGUCACCUCCAAUACAAUCUUGGAAGGAAAUCCAUUACUCCAGAUUGAAGUGGAACCAACCUCGGAGAAUGAAGAGGGCCACGAUGAGGCAGAGGAGUCUGAGGAUGAUUUUGAGGAGAUGAACCUGUCCCUCCUCUCAGCCCGGAGCUUCCCACGCAAGGCCAGCCAGACCAGCAUCUUCCUUCAGGAGUGGGACAUCCCCUUUGAGCAGCUAGAGAUUGGCGAGCUCAUCGGGAAGGGUCGCUUCGGGCAAGUGUACCACGGACGCUGGCACGGUGAGGUGGCCAUCCGGUUGAUUGACAUCGAGAGGGACAAUGAGGACCAGCUCAAGGCCUUCAAGCGGGAAGUGAUGGCCUACAGGCAGACGAGGCACGAGAAUGUGGUGCUCUUCAUGGGAGCCUGCAUGAGCCCGCCCCACUUGGCCAUCAUCACCAGCCUCUGUAAGGGUCGGACUCUCUACUCUGUGGUGAGGGAUGCCAAGAUUGUCCUGGAUGUCAACAAAACCAGGCAGAUCGCACAAGAAAUCGUGAAGGGCAUGGGCUACCUCCACGCCAAGGGCAUCCUUCACAAGGACCUCAAAUCAAAGAACGUUUUCUAUGACAACGGUAAAGUGGUCAUCACGGACUUUGGGCUCUUCAGCAUUUCUGGGGUACUACAGGCUGGCAGGCGAGAAGAUAAGCUGCGUAUCCAGAAUGGCUGGCUGUGUCACCUGGCCCCAGAGAUCAUCCGCCAGCUGUCCCCUGACACAGAAGAGGACAAGCUCCCCUUCUCCAAGCACUCGGAUGUCUUUGCGCUUGGCACCAUCUGGUAUGAGCUCCACGCCAGGGAGUGGCCAUUCAAGACUCAACCAGCAGAGGCAAUAAUUUGGCAGAUGGGCGCAGGCAUGAAACCCAACCUCAGCCAGAUUGGCAUGGGAAAAGAAAUCUCGGAUAUCCUGCUCUUCUGCUGGGCCUUUGAACAGGAAGAGCGGCCCACCUUCACCAAGCUCAUGGACAUGCUAGAGAAACUGCCAAAGCGAAACCGCCGCCUAUCGCACCCCGGGCAUUUCUGGAAGUCUGCAGAACUGUGACCAUGGACAUGGGCCAGCAUCACCCCCAAACCACCUCUUCUUCCCUGCUCUGCCCUCUGCCACCUCAGGAGGCCCAGGCUCACCACCAGGGGGGUCCCGACACAACCCAGCCUGGGAGACCCGUGACAUGAAGACCACGGAGGUUGACAGCAUCUUGGACCUGCACCCCUUUACUCAGGCAGUAUCAGGGACCCCUGAGCUAGGAUAAGACUGGACCAGUGAGGCUCCAGUGCAGGUACAGAACUGCUGACUGAACACCACCCCUCCGGGCUGUGGAGACCAAGGCACACAGCCCUGUGGACAGACUCUCUCACAGGACCGGUGCGCGCACAUGUGUCUACGUGUGGACGGGGCCUCCAGCUUUCUUUGCACCCGGACAAACCUGCCCAGCUAUGGAGUGUCCCAGCUGUGCUUUCCCAGAACACAGGACAGGGAUGGAAGCAGGAAAGACAGACCUGCUCCCUUGAGUCAAGGCUCCCAGGUCAAGGUCAGAGUGGGGAGAGGUGGGCUAAGCUUGUGAACCUCUGUUUUCAGAGGCCCCAUUCCAAGCUGGAAGUGACUGCUAGCCCCUGGGUGCACAGCUCCGAAGGACACUAGGCAGUUCUCUGUGUCUUUUUAGCACGGGGGUCUCCCUGGGGACCUUCCUUCAGCUUCACCUUCAUCCUGUUUUCUAAGAACAUCAUCCUGACUCAACUCACUGCCCACCCUCGCCUGGGCAACUCGAGAACACCAUAGCUUCUCAGCUGAUAGAACAUCUGGGGGUCCUUUAUAGCAGGCCAUCAUUCAUGGCACCUCCAAAGUCUGAGGCCUGAGAACUGGGGCUGUGUGAAGAGGAUUCUGGUAUAUUCUCUUCAGCGGCGUUGACACUGCUGGAGUUGGCUCUUUCACGGUGAUGGAUACAGGUCCUGGGUAGACAUAGCGGGCUGCAUGGGUGUGCGGAUAGCUGUUUACAGAGGUCUCCCUGACUCUCACCCGCUGCGUUCCUCAUCAAGGCUCGAGUGGGGAAAGCAUGUGUGGAGUUUCCGUGGUCUCUACUCUGGCCUGGUGCUGAGUCCUCCGAGUGGAUUCCCCACUCAGGGCCCUGUGGCCCUGUGCCACCCACCUAUUCUGCCCACUCAGCCCAUCUAUCAUGUCGUCUUUCUCUCCCCGCUGGAGAUGGAAGCAUUUCUGGUCUGUGUUGUUCUGCCCCACCCCUCCCCCACCACAGAAUCCCUCCUGAGGGAUACUGAGAACAGGUGGUACUGGAGUGAAUGCAAGGGAGUGCCCUGAGGUUAUGGAUUCACAUUUGCAAAGCCCUGUCCCCAGUGAUCAGACUUGACACCAGAAGAAAAGCUGUCCCUAAGCAGAGAAACUAGCGGAGGUAGCAGGAUAGAGAAAUCCAGCCCAGCAUCCAGUAUUGUCCCCUUCCUUGGUGGCCCUAUUGGAUGCACACCCUGGGGCCAAGCCUGCUUACAGAGCAGGAAGAUUGAUUGACAGGGGUCUCACUUCAAGGGAGACUUACCCUACGGCACCCUCAAGCCUUUUGCAGGGCCUGUUCUCAAAUCCCAUUGCAAAGCUCCCUCUACCUGCGUCAGGGGACCUGGGGCCCCACACAAAGCUGCUUCCAUGUGAACAUCUCUAUCCUGGUGACAUCUGUGUCUCUGACUCGGCAUUCAUGCAUCUUGGAGACAUUUUACACACGUUCACUUAUGUCCCGGGGCUCCGGUAUCUCUAAGGACCACUCUUAUCAGGAGUUGCGUCCUCAUCUAAGAAGCCCCCUCCAGAACCCAUCCUUGUGGUCAGGGCUGCGCUGAGACCUGCCCCAGCAACAUACCAAACACCUAGAAUUUAGUUCCUCCUUUCUCUUUAAUCCCAUCAGGACCUCUUUGGUCCGUAAAACUCCAGUCUGUCACAUGCCUUUGUAUCAAGAGAGGAAGUAAGAGAAGAGAGGGCCAGGGAGGGCUGAGCCACUGGGAACCAGAAGUGUCACUAGGUGCUGGAAGACACUCAUCUGCUUCUGCUGUUUGCCAAUAAUGACCCAGUAGAGGCCAGAAAGGGAGAUCUCUUCACAGGUCCAGGUUCCCCAGGGCAGCCAGAGGAAGACAUCUCUUUACAAGGAGCCACUGGCUAGUCAUCUAGCUCCCGGGGUUCUGUCCUGCACUGGGUCCAUGACUCUGUGUAGGAUCACAGACUUAAAGAAACAAAAGUGUGGUGCCAACCUACCUGUAAUCCUGGCACUGUGGAGGCUAAGGCAGGAGGAUAACAAGUUCGAGGACAGCCUGGGCUACAUAGGAUUUCUGAAGACCCAUUUGUGAUUAAGGACUUGAUUGGUACAGGGAGAGCCCCAGCCUUCUUGGCUCCUAAGUCACUCUCCUGCUUAUGGUACCUGGGUCCCUUGAGCCUAGGUCUGGGUCAGGUGUCUCCUCUUCACUCUUGCUCCUUCCUCACCUCCACGUCCACUGAGACCUGUGCCUCGGGUCAGAUUCCAUCCCUCCCUGGCUUCCUCCCUUCCUCCCCUAACAGGCCCUGGCUUGCCAGCAGCCUCUUAAUGUGCAAACACUUAAAUCCUGGGACAAAGAACUUCAGUGUCUUCCCAGAGGAAGCGUCUGAGGCUGAUCUGUUCCUCUACCCUGCGCUGAGCCGAAAGAAGAGAGGAGGCCGUGGAGUUAGAUGCGUUUCCCCUUUAACUGCAGGCCCGUCCAGCACCUCACUCUGUACAGCCACACCAGCUACCCACUCCACUAACAUCAAAUGGCUUCUGUCCCUGCCUCAUGUUGCAGAUCUUCAAGGCACAGGUUUUUAGAGGUGACAAGUCCAUUCUAGCCUUGUCUGGAGACACCUCCUGUGUCUCCAUCCCCAGAGCUAAGCCAGAAACUUCAAGGGGCCCCUUGGAUUGCUCGGCCCAUGUUCUCUCUUACAGGUCAAAGGGGGAGAAUCGGCCUGUCCAGUGCUCAGUCCCCUUGUUCUCUGUAGCAUCUUGACUUCUUGGCCAAUAGGAAAGCUAGAUGGGUGUUGCUAGGUAGGUGGCUAUAUUCAAGAUACUUAGGUCAGGAGGUGGGUAGAGUACUUGUCUAAUACCACAAAGCCCUGAGUUCCAUCCCCAGUAACACACAAGCCAGAUAUCAUGGUGCAUGCCUAAGUUCCAUACACAAGAGUUAGCGGCAGGAGCAUCAGAAGUUCAAAGUCAUCCUUGACUAUAUAGUGAGUUUGAGACCAGCCUGGGCUUCAUAAGACCUUGUCUUGAAAAGUAUUUUUUUUAUAAAUUUAGGAGAUUUGCCGCCUCCCAUCCCAUGUUCACACACUGCAUAGCUCCCCAAAUAUGCACAAAGCCAGCCUCCCCUCAUCUCCCAUAGCCCUUGUCCCUAGCUGCACAUGGUCACCUGAUGUGAACACAUCAAGCAAGUGCCACACACUUAACCUGGGGUCAUCGAGCUCCAGGCUGCAAAGUGGUUUUGACAUCCUUUGUAACGGAGGAUGAAAAGAUAAUCUAAAGAGGAAAAAUAUGACUCAGGAAAAUUCAGUGCAAUUCAGAUUUCCCAUCAGUCCCGUAUUAUCCCCAGCAAUGACAAAAUUAUUUGCAAGAGAGACCCCGGAACCCAUAGAGUCAAACUAUAUUGUUGCUUGGUCAGGGGCCAACAUGACUGUCUUAUGAGACAGUGGGCUGUCUUAAUGAUGAAUAAACCAACCAGAGUAGAAGGGGCCAGAGGCUGUGGGAAGCAGCCUACAGAGGUGCAAAAGCUGAGAAGGGACAGGCAGCGUCUUGGCCCUGGCCAGGCGUUGUGUCUGCCAGCACCGUGAAUGAAGCCCUUGAGGCUAUUGUGAGCUAUCAGAUGUGUCAACUGUCACCCACAGACUGCCUGCACCCCACAACGGCUGUGAACAUGAGCAGCAUAUGGAAAACAUCAAGGGGUUUUGUUUUGUUUUUUGGUGUUGUUUGGUGGCUUCCUUUUUAGGCAUCAGAGGUGCAGGAUGCCUGGCUAGCUAGACUUCAAGGCUGCCUUGAUCAGCCAGCAAUGUUAGCACAGACACAGGCUGGCUUAAACAACACACACUCAUUUCUCCCAGAGCUGGGGUACUCUGCUGUGCCUUCAUGCCAUCUCUUGUCUCUAGUGUCUUUUUUUUUUCUGUGAUUACUAAGAACACUGCAUUUAUCCUUGCUUAGGGUCCUACCCCUCUGACCUCUUCAAAGAUGCUUUCUGUGGGUGUGAUGUUGAGGGCUUCCCCAGGAGAUGCUGGGGAAAGACUCAGCAUGAGCGUUGUGGGAAGUCACCCUUCAGUUCUGUACCAAGACCCUGGAGGUAACUGAGGCCGUGGGUUUCAAUACCUGCAGGCCUCCCGUCUCUGGCUUUUUGUUCCUACACUGGCCCCCAGCUUGAGUCCCCAAGCAGACCCUUCCUGUCUGUCUUGCCGGUCUUCAUUACACCGUUCACCCUCCUGGCAACUGGUCUUGUUGCUGCUAUGUUGGCUUCUGUGGCAAACUACCACACACCAAGAGGCUUUUCACUGUCCUGCUGGUCCAAAGUCCAAAACAAAAUGUCCAUCCCAUCGGAACUCGCCAGCGUUUGCUUGCUGCCUCCUGACACGUGCUGCACAUGAUGAAUUCAACACCCCUUGGCUUGUGGGAGCCCCUCUCCAGCCUCUACUUUUGUCCCCACCAGCCACACUGGUCUCCUUGCAUCUCUACCUCUGUGUGGCUCUUCUAUGUGGUCCCAGUCCUGAUGAACCAGGACACUGUGUAUGCGUUAUUUUUCUUGUGACUCUAACCAAAUGCCUCAGAGAAGCAACAUAAGGGAGGAAUUAUUAUAUAUUUUGACUCACAGUUUCAGAGGGCCCAGUCAUCUAUGGCUGCCUGGCUCUGUGUUCCUGGGCCUGUCUUGAGGCAGACCGUGAUCGUGGUGUGAAGGUGAGGAGGGGGAGCAUGUUCAUCAUGGUGGAUGAGGACGAGGAGGGGGGUUCCUCAUGGCAAAUAGGAAGGAGAGAGUGUGAGAGAGCAAUACAGGGAGGGGUCAGGGUAAAAUGUCUCAUGGCCAUGUCCCCACCGGCCCACUUCCUUCAGCUGGGACCCACCUCCUGCCCUUGAGUGUGGCACUGUGAAUCCCUCCAGGGCCUCGUAGUAGAUUAGGUCAGAGGUAUCGAACUGUCUUCAGAAACAUCAUUACAGACCCCACACCCAGAGGUGCCUCGCUGAUCCCUUGAAAAGUAUCUCUUAAUUCUGUCAAGUUGACAGUCAAGGUUACCUAUCACAUCCCCUUACUCAAGUGUGACCUCAUCUGAAGUAAUACACCUGUGUUGCCCUGCUUUGAAUCAGGGCCCGUCAGGAGGCCCCAGGACACGACUCACACUCUAGCACUCCCCAGCAACUCCCCUGUGUGGAGGUGUCAUGAUGGCUCCCCCAGAUAGAUUUCCCAGAACCCCUGGGCUACUUCUCAGUCCUACGCAUGACGCCACGUCCUGUUCUUGAGUCCUGAAAGUCAUAGACUUAGUAUGUGAUUGGUAAAAAUGGGCCAUGUGGGCGCAGCAGUAAGCUCUUUGGGAUGAGGGCCUAGAAAGAUCUGUGUAUAAUAGAUCUAGAAGAAUGAAGAUCUAGACCAAAGAGAGUGAAUGUGUAAUGUCUCUAUCAUUGCCACCCCUUCUUCUACCCUUGGCAGACAUUACUAAUCAAUUUCAGCACACCUUUCAACUACACCAAUAGAGUACUAGCCAGGUAAGCCCCAAAUAUGACUAUACAUGCUGGAAAGGGAGGAUAGGUCCCUCAUAAAGCUCAUUCUAACCAUCAAUGGUGGCAUUAGACCUCAUGCCUCAGAACUUUCCAGAAACCCAGUCACUUGGGCUCUCUCGAUUGAUAGUCUGCCUAUACAGGAUUCAUUUUCCAAUUAGGGGAUUUAACAAGCUAGGAAAGGAUUCUUUCCUAGUAGCCAUGUAGCUGGUACCAUUUAGUAAACUGUUUGAUUCUUGGGGAGAAUCAUUUAUUCUCUGGGACAGCUUCCCUACCACAAAACAGCUGGACUUGGUAGCCCCAAAGAUGGAUACCAGGAAAGAUAGCUGCAGGCAUACUGGUAGGCUCAGGAGCAGGGAGAAGGUAUGAAGUGCAGCCAGGAAAGUCAGGAUAUGUGGUGUAAGGUGUCGAGGAAAAAGAACCUGACCCUAACUGCCUUUUAGUCUCUUGCCUGUAUGAGAGACUCAAAAUCAAGUUUUAACCCAAAUGGCUUCUGAGGUCCUAGCAGACCCCAAAUUCGCUCUACUCCUAAACCCUUAAAAUGCCAAUGUGGUGACCAAUAGGACCUUGCUUGGGCCACCUCUUCAUCUCUUCCCAUGUGCUGAGGAAGAAUGAAAAGUAGCCAUCAUGGACUUAACCUAAGUGAACUCUGCAGAGCAGUACCCCUUUCCAGGGAGCUGGCAGCCUUUGUCUGUGGCUAUGGGAAAUUCACAUCGUGGAUUCUUAGAUUUGAAAGUCUGAUGGUUCAAAUUAAUACUUAGUUCUCUUUUCCAUGACUUCAAAGGGAAAAUCCCAGCCUGGCUAUUUUCUUCAUGUCUUAAAAUGCCUUGACUUCUCUCCAUCAGCCACUGCAGGUGCCAGGAUAGGAGAAAUGCUAGGUCCAGCAUUGCAAGAGGGGACUCUGCCAUGACGGGCCAUGCCCAGGAAACAGCCCAUCACAAAAAUAGAUGUCUUUGAUAUACAGAGGACUAGGGGGCCUCGCAGGGGCCAUGAGUGCACAUGAGUAUGGGCAGUGGUCCAUGCAUGGAGGUGAGGCUGAGGUCUGAAGGAGGAGGAGGAGGCAGGCAGGUCAGACUGACCAAAUUAGACAUCUAUUAAUCUUGGCGCUGUUGACCUUAGACCUAGUCACUUCUUGGGUUCCUAUUGUAGCCCAGGCUAGCCUUGAACCCUUGAUCCUCCUGUCCCUGGUGGAGAAACAGCCACUAAACACAGUAAUAGAACAUGACAUCUCUGUCCCUGAUCUGGGUGUGGCCGAUGGAAAAGUCUCUGUAUCACGUCUCUAGUCAGACCCAGGGGAGCCAGCGGCCCAGAACUGGAGGAGGAGAUAGAGGGGAAGUGGGCACUGUAAGAGACUGGAGCUUGGUGAGCACUUUGGAAUUUGACAUAUGUGGCCACCAAGUGCCUCCUGGGAUAAAAGCUGGGCCACUGGGACUCUGUUCCCUGAGGGUCAAUGAACCCCAUCCUCAUCCUGCCCAGAGUGGAGCAUUGAAUUUAUGGGUGUCUCUGCUGUACAUGGGUUAGUCACCGGCCCUUCUCCUUAAAGCCUGCCCUUGUCUGCUUUGGUUUCUCCAUCAUGCUCUCCCGCCACGCUCGUACAGAGCUCUGUUGUGUCGGCUACUGACCCACAGACCUAGAGGAACACACUAGAAAGUCCCACCACAGAUAGUCUGGCUGUGCCUCCUCUGGACAUUGUGCCUCACUCCACACAGGGGCCACUGGAGCACUGACAUCAAGGACACACAGGAACGUGGAGAUGAGUUGAUGGAAAGACUCCCUCACACCCUACGUAAUUCUCUAGAGAAAUGGGCAAAAUGCUGAUUUGUUAUCGAAGAGGCUGACAUAACCCAGGGGCCAUAGAGACUCCCAGACUGAAUCUGUAAUGGGACCUAAAGUGUAGCAGAGAAUGCAUUAGCUCUCUCGGUAGGUGGGGUUUCUUCCGUUGAGACACAGAAAGCAGCACCUUGGCCAGCUAUAGAACUCUCUGGGGUGGGGGCUCUCAGACCUGUUUCUCCAACUCACACUUCUCUCUCUACUUCCUCUGACUAACUGUGACCUUGCCAACAAGCUCCGUGUCCUGAGCUCUGCAGGAGCAUGCUUGGACUUUCGUAGCUUUACAAAGCCCUUAACCCUCCAUCUUUGCUGGUCCCCAUGUAGAUGGCUGCUGUCAAUAAACAGUGGCUCCUUAUCACCCCAGUCUCUGACAUCUCGGAACCCAAAUGAACGCCUCACCCCAUAGCGUACCUCUCAGGAUACCCUGGGCACUUGCAGCUGAGACCAAGAGGUGGUAGGCGUCUCCUACCCGUUUAGAUACUGAUGACCUGGAGACAACCGGAUCUCCCAAGGAACAGCUUGAAACAGCUUCCAGGUAGAGGGGGUGGGCAACCUAACAGAAGGAACCGAGAAAUCUCCAGAAAGACCCUGCCCUGACCAUCAAGGCCUUUGUAGAAGCAGGAAGCUUUCCCUCCUGUCCCACAGCCCCAAGGUCAAAGCCAAGGCUGUCAUUGGGGGCACACAAGUCUGGCUUCACAGGCAAGCAGCCUUGCUAUGGCAGGCCAAACUCUGCAGCCCACUUUCCCACUCCAGAUCUGUUGUUCCUACUUCUCUGACUUUUGGUCUUUCAUGGCGGUCUGCUCUACAGACCCUUCUGUCGCAUGUCCCAAGAGGUGGACAGCUCUCCAAGUCACCAACUUGAGGAAAAUCCCUCGUUGUAAAAAAUGGCUUUCUUUGUAAAUUACUCUGUUGUCUUUUUCUAAACAAAGUAUAUAUAUAUAUACCUAUAAAUGCUAUAUAUAUAUUAUAUAUGUGUAUAUAUAUAAAGACUAAUUCUUGUACAGCCCUCUGCGGACCUCAGGCCCACACUGUUUUCUCCAUGUCUGUCUGUAUUGACUGUUGCAGAAUGAGCUGAUGUAUGACCUAGGCUUCCCAUUUCCUUCUGGAUCACUGUCUCUUCCUCUUUCUAGAUCUGUGUUAUUCUCUGUCUCUUUCACUUGUUGCCAACAUGUUGCUGGGAAAGAAUAUUUGAUUUAGAUGCCAUCCAAGAAAACAAGCAGAAUGGGUGUAUGGGUGAUGAAUAGAUGAACGGAUGGAUGGGUUUGGUGGAUGGAUGGAUGGAUGGAUGGAUGGAUAGAUGGAUGGACAGACGGACGGACGGACGGACGGACGGAUGGAUGGAUGGAUGGAUGGAUAGCUUAGUGGAUGAGUAGAUGGAUAGGUGACUGGUUAGAUUGAUGGAUGUGUGGAUGGGUGAGUGGGUGGAUGAAUGGGUAGGCAGAUGGGUAGAUGGAUAGGUGGGUAGGUAGAUGGAUGGAUGGAUGGAUGGAUGGAUGGAUGGAUGGAUGAAGGAUGUAUGAAUGUAUGAAUGGGUUGAUGUUGAAUUGAUGUUGGAUGAAAGGGUGGGUGGAUAGACAGGUAGGUAGAUAGCUGGAUGGAUAGGUGGAUAGACUGAUGGAUUGGCAGACGGGUGGGUGGAUGGUCCACUGUGUAUAUUUGUACAGAUCAUUUAUAAAGUUUUCUACACUUCUCAAAAAAGUAUUUCUAACCUGGGCUGUUGGACAGUCUGUGAGCUUGUGAGCCGGCAAGCCUGUUGUUUCUUGUGUUUAGUGCAAUGUUUAGUGAGAAUCCAAUGUCUGAGUUAUUUAUGCCAAUAAAGAAUUUGAGAAUU